AUGUUGUCUCCAAGCGUCUCCUUUGUCCACGUCAAGUUUGAUGACAUUUUUUUCUACGAGAACUGCGGUGGCGGCAGCUUCGGGAGUGUGUACCGAGCCAGGUGGAUCUCCAAGGACAAAGAGGUGGCAGUGAAAAAACUGCUCAAGAUUGAAAAUGAGGCUGAAAUCCUCAGUGUCCUCAGCCACCGGAACAUCAUACAGUUUUUUGGUGCAAUCGUGGAGCCUCCCAACUAUGGAAUCGUCACAGAAUAUGCCAGCGGUGGAUCACUGUUUGAUUAUCUGUCCACUGAUGAGAGUGAAGUCAUGGACAUGAUGCAGGUCAUGACAUGGGCCGCAGAUAUUGCCAGAGGGAUACACUACUUACAUGCAGAGGCCCCUGUGAAGGUGAUUCACAGAGACCUGAAGUCCAGAAAUGUUGUUUUAACAGCAGACAAAGUUCUCAAGAUUUGUGACUUCGGAGCUUCAAAGUUUUUGACCCACACAACACACAUGUCCCUAGUGGGAACAUUUCCCUGGAUGGCUCCAGAAGUCAUCCAGAGUCUGCCUGUGUCUGAGACCUGUGACACCUUUUCCUUUGGUGUGGUUUUGUGGGAGUUGCUCACCCGUGAGGUUCCCUUCAAAGGCUUGGAAGGUUUACAAGUGGCCUGGCUGGUGGUGGAGAAGAAUGAGAGGUUAACUAUCCCCAGUGGUUGUCCUGACAGCUUCGCUGCACUUAUGAGGAGCUGCUGGGCAACAGAGCCGAGGGAAAGGCCAGUGUUCAGACAGAUCCUCUAUACUCUGGAGUCCAUGUCUAACGACAGCCAGCUUCCUCAGCAGUGCAACUCUUUCCUCCACAACAAGGCUGAAUGGCGAUGUGAGAUUGAAGCCACACUGGAGAGACUUAAGAGGCUGGAGAGAGACCUGAGCACUAAAGAGCAGGAGCUAAAGGAGCGAGAGCGACGGCUAAAGAUGUGGGAGCGGAAACUCAUCGAAGAGUCCAACAGUCCGUUGCUGCCCACACUGGACAUCUACGGCUGGACUGAAGAGCAUGUGUAUUUCUGGAUGCAGCAAAUAUUUGGUGCAGGAGAAGGACCGUGUGACAUGCAGCUUUACGCUGAUCUGUUCAGAGAAAAUCACAUCACUGGGAAGAGGCUGCUGCUGCUCACAGAAAAUGACAUGAGGGACAUGGGGGUCAAGUCUAAAGGUCAUAUCAUGCACCUGAAGGGGGAAAUUGAAAAGUUAACUCACGACUACCUCGGUUUCCUUCACUUCCCACCACUAUUAAAGGAUGAGCUGGAAAAGGAAGUGGGAAAAAGUAAAAUUGUAAACCUGGAGCUGGUGUUUGGAUUCCACUGGAAACCAGGGAGUGGGGAGUCUGAUUGUAAAUGGAAGUUGUACAUGGAGCUGGACGGAGAUGACGUGGCAGUGACUUACAUUAAAGAUGUGAUCUUUAACACCAACCAGCCGAACGUGGAUGUUCUGAGGAUGACUAAGCCACCUUUUGUGAUGGACAAAUGGAUGGUGGGAAUAAAGCCGAACCAGAAAGUGGAUUACAUAGUCAACUACGAGAGUGAUGUGAAGUCACCGAGGACAACCAGACACAGCUGCCCACUGAGGUGGAGCCUCGGUGGGGGACAAGAUGAGAUAAAAACGGUGGAGCUGGUCAUCGAGACGGCUGUGGAGGACACCGAGUGGCAGAUCAGAGACAGAACGACCUCUGAUAUUGAUCCUCUGUGGAUGUACGAUGUAAGGUUAAGGCAGACUCAAAAAUCUCCACAGCGGACUCCAGCUCAGCCCACCUUCACCAGCUCUGAGGCUCGUACACUGCCUCAGUUCCUGUCUGCUCAUGAAAGCCAGGAGUUUUCUUACGCCGCAGCUGUGCGACGUUCUCCAAACCGCCUCAGUGUGUCUCCCUGGAACGACUCACGCAGCUCCUCACCAACCACCAGCCUGUCAUCCAAACUGUCAAUGCUCCAGCUGGGGUCGAAGGGCAGCAGCCCUUCCAGCACCACGUCAGAGAGCGCCUCAGAGAGGGAGAUAAAGCGUCCACUCAGCGCUAGUGCAGUGAACGACCGCAGCAGAAACCACUACUUUGGCAACACACUAACUGUGGGAACGGGACAGGGCACGGGUCAGGCGUGGAUCAACAGUCGAGGCCAUGCUUACAAUAAGAGCAGCAAAAGCUCUCGGCAGCCUGGGAGGCCACGGUCCAACAGUUACAGUGUCACCACAGCGACCCGCCCCUCCACGAUACCAGGUAUAUCGUCUGUGACAGAAAUCCCCAGUGAGGAUAAAAACGGGGCCAAAGCCAGUGAUGGAGGGUGGAUCAAAGUGGAGCGACAGAAAAAAUUACCACGUCAGGACAAUAAACAAGCCAGAGGUCGACCCAGGAGAGGCGGCAGGGGAGGGCGUGGAGGUGGAGGGAGAAGUUAAUGUGGGACACACAUGAACUGACUACCAUAUAUAUACACUGAAAGUGGCUGCAAGGAAAUGGCUUUCUGACUUUCAUUUGUCUACUUAUUUGCUACCAACCCAAAUAUUAUAAGAGUCAAACUGAUGCUUAUAAUGUAUAAAUGUCAGCCUCAUAACACUCUUUUUUGUUUUUUAAAUGAGCAAAAUUAUUUUGCUUAUUAUUUUUAUACAUGUCAAAAAUUACAUUUUUGUAUUUUUUAAACUAAGCGGACCAUACGAUGAUCCUGAAUUAGGGAUGUAACGACGUUAUAAUAGGAUUCACCAAAUUAUGACCAAAUGCAAUGAUCCUUUAUUUGUAAAAACUAUGCAAAGUACUAUUUAUAACUGAAAUGCUCUUGUGUACCUCAUGAACUGAUGUUAUCUUGAAUAACAGAAAUACGCAUUUCUUUAGAGAAAUACUGCACAUUACCAUUUAUCUCUUAAAAAUAAAACUGGUCUGGCAUUAUUAA
This is a messenger RNA of Cynoglossus semilaevis (tongue sole), 2900 nucleotides long. RefSeq names its product mitogen-activated protein kinase kinase kinase 20a (gene map3k20a). The record is from RefSeq and is a predicted model, not a curated record. Gene Ontology annotation, biological process: protein phosphorylation. Gene Ontology annotation, cellular component: cytoplasm. Gene Ontology annotation, molecular function: ATP binding; MAP kinase kinase kinase activity; protein binding. The coding region runs from base 1 to 2412 and encodes 803 amino acids. The transcript has 19 exons. Lineage: Eukaryota; Metazoa; Chordata; Actinopteri; Pleuronectiformes; Cynoglossidae.